Molecule: messenger RNA, 465 nt
Organism: Melampsora larici-populina 98AG31
Lineage: Eukaryota; Fungi; Basidiomycota; Pucciniomycetes; Pucciniales; Melampsoraceae
Exons: 4
Coding region: 1-465 (154 amino acids)
Source: RefSeq, a predicted model, not a curated record
AUGUCAUCUCAUAAAUAUAACUUUAAGCCUGAUUCCAGGAGGGUAGUCUGCCGGUGCCAAAGUUCGGGCUGUUACAAGGGCUUUCAUAUCGACGCAAUGGGUGUUUCACAGCAAGGUGUAGAAGUCGUUCCGGCCACAAGGGAGGCACAUGAGCGUGCUGACAGUCGGAGUCGUAUCCACGCAGCGUCUCCAUUGAUUUAUAAUCAAGAUCCUUCAAGGCCAAAUCAAUUGCCGUCACUUAUUGAUAGUCAACAUAUCAUCACAACCAAUCUUGAUCGUCUGUCCUUGAACUCCCAAACCGAGACUGUCAUCAACAACAACCAACAGCAGUCUAUGGAUUCUCGAGUGCUUGAAGCUACUCAGAAAGCGAGAGAAAACGGUGUGCACGAGUAUGAUUGCAACCUUUUUCACCAGUUCACUCUAGCGGAUUUCAAUCCUUCGAAUUGUCAAUUUCUCACGGCAUAG